Magnusiomyces paraingens is the source of this 336-nucleotide messenger RNA. RefSeq lists its product as uncharacterized. Lineage: Eukaryota; Fungi; Ascomycota; Dipodascomycetes; Dipodascales; Dipodascaceae. The coding region runs from base 1 to 336 and encodes 111 amino acids. Gene Ontology annotation, biological process: RNA polymerase II preinitiation complex assembly; transcription initiation at RNA polymerase II promoter. The record is from RefSeq and is a predicted model, not a curated record. Gene Ontology annotation, cellular component: transcription factor TFIIA complex. Gene Ontology annotation, molecular function: TBP-class protein binding; RNA polymerase II general transcription initiation factor activity. The transcript has 2 exons.
AUGAGCAGCACACAAUACUAUGAACUUUACAGACGAAGCAGUGUUGGUACCGCGUUAGAAGAUACUCUGGACUAUUUGAUCUCAAAUUCGCUGAUUGAGCCGCAACUGGCAGUCAAGACAUUGAUGAGAUUUGACCAAGUCAUUGCAGAUCAACUACGCGAGCAAGUUAAGUCGCGAUGCACAGUCCGAGGCCACCUGCACACAUAUCGCUGUUGUGAUGACGUUUGGACAUUUGUUGUCAAGGAUGUCAACUUUAAAAUGGAGGAUGGCAUUAUUGAAAACGCUGAUAAAAUAAAAAUUGUGGCCUGUAACUCUAGAAAAGCUGGUGAAUCAUAA